UCUUUCUUUUUUUUUCUUCCGGGAGCUCGUGCGCGAAGAAUGCCCGGCGCGGAAGACCUAAAAUGAGGUGCAGUGCACGCGAGGUGAGCGGAAUUAGAGGAUGACGGCAGCCAAAACGUCGCCCGCGCGAGGCACGGCAGCGGCAGGAGCGGCAGGAGCGGCAGCAGCGGCAGCAGGAGGAGGGAGUGGAGGAGGAGGCAGCGGAGGAGGAGGAGAAGCGUCCCGGGACGGAGGCAGCACGAGGAGGGGCGCGCGCUCGCCGGCCGGCGCGCCAUGCAUGCAGCCCCAGCCCGGCUGCACGGACUUCUCCCCGGGCAUCCUGGACUCCGUCGCCACCGUGGGCACGGGGACGUUUGGCCGAGUGGUGCUAGUCCAGGACAGGAGGACCAAGGGCUACUUUGCGUUGAAGUCGAUGAGAAUAGUGGACCUGAUCCGGCUGAAGCAGCAGCAGCACGUUCACAAUGAGAAGGAGGUGCUCAUGGAGGUCAACCAUCCUUUCAUCGUCAAGCUGUUCUGGACGUGGCACGACGAGCGCUGCCUGUUCAUGCUGAUGGAGUUCGUGCCGGGCGGAGAGCUGUUCACUUACCUGCGGAGCCGUGGCAAGUUCGGAAACGACACGGCCCUGUUCUUCUCAGCCGAAAUCAUCUGCGCCCUGGAGUACCUCCACGCUAAGGACAUCGUCUACAGGGACCUGAAGCCUGAGAACAUCCUGCUGGACCGUGAAGGACACAUCAAACUCACCGACUUCGGCUUCGCCAAGAAGGUCGUCGACAGGACAUGUACGUUGUGCGGAACUCCAGAGUACCUGGCCCCCGAGGUCAUCCAGGGCAAAGGUCAUGGUCUGGCAGUGGACUGGUGGGCCUUGGGCGUGCUCAUCUUUGAGAUGCUGUCUGGGUAUCCACCGUUCUUUGAUGACAAUCCCUUUGGUAUCUACCAGAAGGUUCUCGCUGCCAAGCUGAACUUCCCUCGCCAUCUGGAUUUCUAUGUAAAAGACCUCAUCAAGAAGCUCCUUGUUGUGGACAAAACAAAGAGACUUGGAAACCUGAGGGGUGGAGCAGAGGAUGUGAAGAAGCACAGAUGGUUCAGGUCUAUAGACUGGGACGUCGUUCCUCAAAGACGGCUCAAGCCGGCCAUCAUCCCCAAAGUCACGCAUGAGGGAGAUUCCUCGAACUUUGACACGUAUCCUGACGAGAAGCGGAAAAAGGAGCCCGCCGUGUCUCCGAAGGACUUGGAAAUUUUUAAGAACUUUUGAAUAUGAAUAUGAAUAUUUCUUGAAUAUUUAUUUUGCAUCUUUUCACUCGACUCGGUCUUGUUCUAUGUUGUCUGUAGGCCUUGUAACGUAGCAUAAUCUAUGCACCGGUUGACUCUUUAUGUUAUGCAAGUGCACAUGACCUUUACUGUACGCCGCUGCUCCCUCCAUACGGCCACGCCUCUCCGUUCUCUGGGAAUGAAUAUGCAAACCUCUACUUACGAGCUAUGCAGAUUAUCGGUUUGACUUGACGGUAAGUUUCAACAUCUGUCCAAACGUGACUGUACCUCUGAAUCUGUAACCGUAUGUGUAUGAUGCAGUUCUUUGUUCUUUGUUUGUUCUGAUGUAUUACAUGCUUGGUUAUGUGAUAAAGGCAAUAUAUGCCAUUUUACAAAACA
Colossoma macropomum (tambaqui) is the source of this 1647-nucleotide messenger RNA. RefSeq names its product cAMP-dependent protein kinase catalytic subunit PRKX-like. Lineage: Eukaryota; Metazoa; Chordata; Actinopteri; Characiformes; Serrasalmidae. Bases 101 to 1252 code for a protein of 383 amino acids. Gene Ontology annotation, biological process: protein phosphorylation. The record is from RefSeq and is a predicted model, not a curated record. The transcript is spliced from 8 exons. Gene Ontology annotation, molecular function: protein serine/threonine kinase activity; ATP binding.